AUGUCUUAUUCGUUUGCUUUCGAUGAUACCCCACAAGUUUUGAAUCUCUUUUCCGAGUGGUCAUGUUGGUGUAUACUUUGGGCCGGUAUCAAAGUCUAUUCGUUCAUUUCCCGAAAGAAGAUACCAUAUUGCCGAGGCGGUGAUAUCGAGGACGAAUCAACAAGUCUUGCAUUCUUUAUCGUUACAUCUAGUGUUUGUGCAUCGCUUGUUGAAGUUAAUUGGAUACUGCCAUUCUUUACUCCAGCACUCUACUUUGUCACUCGAAAUAGUGAUGCCGAUUAUCAUGUCCUUCCUAGCCACUCCAAAUCCGAGAAAUUAGAACAUUCAACCAAUUAUGGCUACAAUUUAUUAUUUUAUAUUCUUGUCGCCAUUUCAACUAGUGUUAUCUUUCUCCCCUCGGCAUACAACCCUAUCACUAUCGGUCUAGGCCUCAUAUUCCUCAUCUGCCAAACGACCAUCUAUUCACGUCUAAGCACGCCAUCUGAUUCCCGUGAUGAAGCUCCCUCCGUGCAUCAACUCUUUUUAGACCUGGAAGGAACAUGCUGCUGGGUAGUUUGCUUCCUGACUGUUAUCCUCUUGGUUUCACAGCAACAAAGUCCCGGGAUUCUUAGUCUCUCGAUUUACAGUAUCUUCAAGGCACUUUUAUGGGCUGCUGUCAUAAUCCUUUGCAAUGGAGGACAUGCUUGUACCUUAACUCUCGUGUCUACCUUUGGACUCUCUACCAUAUACAUACACGUCCUUCCUUCUUCAGUUUUAGCUGUGCUGUCGUGUCUUUGUGCGCUUCUUGUUCUAGCACAUAUUAUAUCCACCUUGCCACAGAAGUCUUCUACACGCCGAAUUCUAGGCUUCUUUGCUGUCUUCCCCAUUAUCGCACUUCUCUUACGUUUUGGAAUCCCUGAGGCAAUCGAGGCCUUUUCGGAACUAGUGAAUGGAAUCUUUUCCCAAACUCGCUGCGCAAACAACCAAGACACACUGGGCAAUGCUACCGAAAUUGCUCAUGUAAUUAUGGAUGAGCCCUCUCGACUUGUGGCAGAAUUUGGUCCUAGAGAAGAACUAAAAUCGUGGCUAGAUGCCAUAUUUGGAACCUCGAAGUCAUGCACAGUUCCUACUGCUGUGACUGUCGAGUUAUGA
This is a messenger RNA of Botrytis deweyae, 1131 nucleotides long. RefSeq lists its product as uncharacterized. Lineage: Eukaryota; Fungi; Ascomycota; Leotiomycetes; Helotiales; Sclerotiniaceae. The record is from RefSeq and is a predicted model, not a curated record. Bases 1 to 1131 code for a protein of 376 amino acids. The transcript is spliced from 3 exons.